Messenger RNA from Arabidopsis thaliana (thale cress), 405 nucleotides. RefSeq lists its product as uncharacterized. NCBI's taxonomy places the organism in Eukaryota, Viridiplantae, Streptophyta, Magnoliopsida, Brassicales, Brassicaceae. The transcript has 2 exons. The record is from RefSeq and is marked reviewed. The coding region runs from base 43 to 405 and encodes 120 amino acids.
AUUAAUUCCACCUCCUCUACACAACCAUAUGAAGCCCUUCCAAUGGUAAAUUACACUUCUCAAGCCAAAACGGCGGCGUACAUAAUAGCGGCGAAGGCGGUUCCGGCGAAGAAAGCCUUGUUGGAGAAUGCGGCGCUUGGGGCAGGGGAUGCAUCUGAAGGUCCGGGAGCACUGCUUGGGCUCACGGUGGGACCUUCCGGUGCUGGUGGAGAGGCGGUGGGAACAUCAGCAGGAGAAGGAGCAACUGACGGUGGAGUAGUGGCAGGAGCUGGGGUUGCAGCAGGUGGUGGCGUGGCUGGGGCAGGGGUUGCAGCAGGUGGUGGGGUAGCCACUGGAGGAGGAGUUGCGACUGGAGGGGGAGUUGCGGGAGGAGGAGUGGCGGUGGGAGUAGGAGCAGGGGCUUGA